Brenthis ino (lesser marbled fritillary) is the source of this 2244-nucleotide messenger RNA. The record is from the annotation of a GenBank genome assembly. NCBI's taxonomy places the organism in Eukaryota, Metazoa, Arthropoda, Insecta, Lepidoptera, Nymphalidae.
AUGUUGCCCCGACCUUUAUCACAGUUCACCAUGCGGCUCUUAUUUAGUUUAAUGGUAAUGGCGUAUGCUGUAGAGGCGGCAAAAAAAUUUGAAGGGACUCUGAGAUCAGCGGCUGAUGCUCCACCCCAAGACAAUCUAGCAGUAGAAACUGGAUCAGAUGAGCCCGUUGUUGUGGCUGCCCCUGAAGAAUAUACCAAUCCAGGGGCACCUCCACCUUCAAAGCCUGCAUCCGAAGAACCUGAAGAGCCAGCGUCAGCACCAGAAACUGCGUCAGGAGGUAUACCCCCUUCUGCACCGAGUGGAAUAUCAGCCCCAUCCGCACCAGCCAACUCUCUUGAAGAGUGUGACUCGGAAAAAAUUGGAUUUGAACUCGUUACUGGAUACGUGUUUUCGGCACCCUCACACAUUCUCGAUGACAUCCCUGGUACACUAAUGCUUACUGAUUGCCUCGAGCAAUGCCAGGCCAACGACACCUGUCGCGCAGUUAACUAUGAGACGGGACUUUGCGUACUGUUCAGCUCUGACGCCGACCAACUACCAGGAGCCCUGACCAAAUCACAAUUCCCUGUAUUCACGAUUUACGCUCAGAAGUCCUGUUUGGGAGUGAAACCGUGUGAACGCGCAUGGUGCUUUGAUCGUGUUCGUGGAUAUAACCUUAAAGGAUUUGGCAAGAGGACCCAUAUCGUCGAAUCAAGACAAAUGUGCCUUGAUCUGUGCUUAGGUGAAAAUGAAUUUGUCUGCAGAUCGGCGAACUAUAACAAUAAAACGGGUGAAUGCGUUCUGUCGAACAUGGAUCGUAUCACUUUGGCUGGUACUAGCUCUUUCCAACCAAAUGAAGAUGUCGAUUAUUUGGAGAAUAAUUGCGUGGAAGAACCAACAAAGCUUUGCGAGUUUAAAAAGAUGAGCGGUCGUAUUCUAAAGACAGUCGACUCUGUAUAUCAGGAUGUUCAAACAGUUGAAGAAUGUCGAGAACUAUGCCUUAAUUCACCUUUCCGGUGCCAUUCCUAUGACCAUGGAGAUACCGGCGAUCAUGUUUGUCGUUUGUCUCACCAUUCUAAAGCUACUCUUGCUGACAUUCAGGAUCCAUACUUGGAGGUACCCGAAGCUGCUACUUUUGAAUUAUCUUCGUGCUACAACGUGUCUAUUGACUGUCGCGCAGGCGAUAUGGUAGCUCGUAUUCAAACCUCAAAAUUAUUUGAUGGUAAAAUAUAUGCUAAGGGAAGCCCCAACUCUUGUGUAGUUGACGUGAAACAAAGUCUUGAAUUCGAAUUGCAUAUGGGAUAUAAUAACAUCGAGUGCAACGUCAAACAAAAUGGACUUGGCAGAUAUUUGAACGACGUAGUCAUUCAACAUCAUGACACUAUCGUUACAUCUUCUGAUCUGGGAUUAGCAGUAACAUGUCAAUACGACCUGACUAAUAAAACGGUAGCGAAUGAAGUCGAUCUCGGCAUUCACGGUGACAUUCCCACAGGAAUUUCAGAAGAGGUCAUUGUCGAUUCACCGAACGUGGCUAUGAGAAUUACAGACAGAAGUGGUGAUGACACUAUCGCUUCUGCUGAAGUUGGAGAUCCAUUGGCCCUUCGUUUUGAAAUUAUGGAUCAAAAUUCACCCUUCGAAAUUUUCGUUCGAGAGCUUGUUGCUAUGGAUGGUGUCGACUCCAGUGAGAUUACGCUUAUCGACAGCGACGGUUGCCCAACUGAUCAUUUCAUUAUGGGUCCCUUGUACAAAUCGAAUUUAAGUGGAAAGACGCUGCUUUCACACUUUGAUGCUUUCAAGUUUCCAUCAUCAGAAGUUGUUCAAUUCCGUGCUUUAGUCACACCUUGUAUGCCUACUUGUGAACCCGUCAUAUGCGACGGUGGACCUAAUGAACUUCGAUCUGUCAUGUCUUACGGACGCAGGAAGAGACGUUCGACUCCAGCAGCGCCUACUGACGAUAUGCUCUUAGUACAAACAAUUCAAAUCACUGACAAGUUUGGUUUUGAUAAACAAAAGGCCAAGAAUGUUACUGAAGAUACCGUAUACGUAAGAGAAACAGACGUUACAUGCGUGAAUGCGUCUGGAGCAAUGUUAGCGGCUGCUGCUUUUAUAGCAGCCCAACUAGUGGUGCUUGCAGCAUGGACAUGCAGUUGGCAGCGACGACGUGCAGCAGCUAAGGCUGCAGAGCUUCUUCCUGGACCAAAUGCGCCUUCAGCGCUUUGCAAAGUCUAUGACGCUAGUUUUUCGCGUACGCACCAGAGGCACUUU